GUGGUCUGCUAAGCAGAAUGACAUGAGAGAGUCACUUCCUAUGGAAAUUGCUAGAAGGGGCUGUAGCUGGCUUGGCCCGUGCGAAGCCCAGCUACAGCCCUGGCGGCACCCUGGCUGAACACCCCGGGCUGUUCGAAAACAAACCCUGGAGGAGGUGUACAAGGCCCUUGCAAAUGCCAUGGUUUGCUGUCCUGGUUGCAGCAAAACCGCUCGAGGGGCUUUUGGUAAGGUGGUUGGUCACAGAAACAAGGGAAAGCCUUGGGGACAGGCAGCUCUUCGUCAAUGGUUGGUUGUGCGUUUCACAAGAGCGGGCGUGUAUCCUCCGAGGGCACCCUCACAGCGAGGAGGUGGAGACCAAAAUGCUGCAGAAGCUCCAGAGCCAGUGGUUCCUCGCUGUGGGAACAUUCAAAUAUCAAAACCGAACGUCGAUCGUCGAGGACACUAUAGCCGAUGCUUUAGCGAGCAAACUGUUCACCCAUUCACCCAACAAGAUCUUGGGUUAUCAAUGAGAAAUACGGAGUAACAGCCCCGUCUUCCUCACAAGUCCCGGGCAUAUUCAUCGCCGUGUGGCAUACACAUACUCUAACGAUAU
This is a messenger RNA of Canariomyces notabilis, 592 nucleotides long. RefSeq lists its product as uncharacterized. The record is from RefSeq and is a predicted model, not a curated record. NCBI's taxonomy places the organism in Eukaryota, Fungi, Ascomycota, Sordariomycetes, Sordariales, Chaetomiaceae. The transcript has a single exon. Bases 179 to 523 code for a protein of 114 amino acids.